GUCUGUCUAAGUAUGCACGUCGCACUACAACCGUUUGUCAUGGAUGGAUCGUGAAAACUUGGGAAGGGAGUAGAGCAUGCGCUGCCGAGAUGAGACGCGCGAGAAGUGGCGUUCGGAUUUAGAGUCGCGUGUCGCGCAAAGCUCGUUCGGCAAAGCACGCGUCAAAAGUUCUGUGCCAGGUAAAACGAGUCGCAGCAUCGCAUUCUUUAGAAUGAUCGUAAGAUGGUGACCAAAAGUCUGCUGAUAUUAUUGCCGAUAUUUCUGUCCUGCAUAUGUGUGUUAGCUUUUCCGAAACAGGUCUACGUAGCAUUGUUCGACGAAAAUGAAACGGAAGUUUCAUAUGUCAUGCGGAUGUUCAAAUUAUCAGUGCAAGCAAUUAACGAGCAAAGGUGUGGAAACGAGGAAUGUCAUCUAUCAAAUGUGUCUUUGGAAGUGGAAACAGGAGAGGCUGCAACAGAGCUAUUCGAGAUAUCAAAGACAGUAUGCACGAUGGUAAGUAGCUACAAAAUAGUUGGGAUCUUCGGACCUCAGGAAAAAAUGGCCACAGAAUACAUUCAAAGUAUAUGCGAUACAAUAGAUAUGCCGCACAUUUCCGUGCGACAGGAUUCUAGUGAAUCACCUCAGCACCGUGGAUUAAGUCUGAAUUUCUAUCCGCACGUGAGCUCCUUAUCACGCAUAUAUGAUCAACUGGUCACGGAAUUCAAAUGGAAAUCUUUUGCAAUACUCUACGAGAAUACCGAUAGUCUCAUUCGUAUGCAUCUUUUGAUGAAACGAUGGGACCCUCACGGCAAUUCUGCAUUUAUGUACCACUUGGGUUGCGGACCGAAUUAUAGGGAAGCGAUGCAAGAAAUCAAAGCAUCAGGUAUAGAAAACAUUAUCAUCGAUUGUUCGUAUAAGAUACUCAGUGAAGUUCUUAAGCAGGCUCAACAAGUUGGCAUCUUAUCUGAAAAGUAUAAAGUGAUCGUCACAUCUUUGGAUCUGCAAACCUUGGAUUUAGAACCAUAUCAGUAUUCUGGCGUCAACUUUACCGGCUUGCGCCUGAUUGACCCUGAAGAUCCGAUAGUUCAACAAACUUUAGACGAAUACAAGAACGAAUGGGGCUUAGAUGAUCCCUGGGAGCUACAAACUGAACCCGCACUUAUGUAUGACGCGGUACAACUAUUUGCAACAGCUUUCAAGCAAUUAAAAGAUGCCGUCAAAGGUGAUGUUAAAACAUUGCCAUGCGAUGGUAAUUUUUACAAUGAUACUGUUAGAUGGGAACACGGAUUAAGCUUGAUCAACUUUAUGCGAUCGAGUGAAAUACGAGGAUUAACUGGACUUGUAAAAUUUGACAAAGAUGGCGUCCGGAGUAAUAUACAAUUAGAUGUUGUACGUCUGACCGAAAAUGGCUUGACAAAAAUAGGUGUAUGGAACAGUACAGCAGGAAAUAAUAUUAAUUGGAUACCAGAAAUUAACACAAAAAGGACAGAUGUUGAGCUAAGUUUGCAAAACAAAACAUUUAUAGUCCUCAUAGCUUUAACAGCACCCUACGGAAUGGAGACGCAAUCAUCGACAACUCUGAGUGGGAAUGAACGAUACGAGGGUUUUGGAAUUGACAUAAUAGAUCGUAUCAGCCAAAUCCUGGGUUUUAACUAUACGUUGCAAGUAGAGUCAAAUACUGGUACCAAAAAAAACGGGAAGUGGUCAGGCAUGCUUGGAAAAAUUAUAAAUGAUGAAGCAGAUCUUGCCAUUGCAGAUCUUACAAUUACAGCAGAGCGCGAAGAAGCUGUCGAUUUUACCAACCCGUUCAUGAAUUUAGGUAUAAGCAUACUUUAUAGAAAACCGACCAAAGCUCCCCCCAGCUUGCUUUCAUUUCUAUCACCAUUUUCGAACGAUGUUUGGUCUUACUUAAUCGGCGCAUGUGUCAUAGUAUCUUUGCUCCUUUUUAUAAUUGGCAGGCUAUGCCCUGCAGAAUGGAACAAUCCUUAUCCUUGCAUUGAAGAAGCAGAAGAGCUUGAAAAUCAAUUCACCUUUAAGAACGCAUUCUGGUUUGUAAUAGGAAGUAUUAUGCAGCAAGGGUCAGAAAUCGCCCCAAUAGGCAUAUCUACAAGGAUGAUGGCAAGUUGCUGGUGGUUCUUUUGUCUCAUUAUGGUUUCUAGCUAUACUGCUAAUUUGGCGGCAUUUUUGACAGUUGAAACUGUUGUAAAUCCUUUUAAUAAUGUUGAGGAAUUAGCAAAACAGGGGGGGGAGCCCAUCAUGUAUGGAGCUAAAUAUGAAGGAGCUACGUUCAAAUUUUUCAGAACUUUUGCCAAUUCUAAGGACAGUGAUUAUCCGACGUACAGGAAGAUGUAUGAAUAUAUGAUGGCAAAUGAAAAAGAGGUGCUGCCAAGGUCCAAUGACAUUGGCUUGCAGCAGGUAAAAACCCAAAACUAUGCAUUCCUUAUGGAAUCUAGUUCAAUAGAAUAUACCAUAGAACGUGAAUGCAAUAUGACUCAAAUAGGUGGGCUAUUAGACGAAAAGGGUUACGGAAUCGCGAUUAAAAAAUUUUCACCUUAUAGACACUAUUUAAAUACUGCAAUUUUACAACUUUCCGAAAGUGGGAUAAUCACAGAGCUUAAGAAGAAAUGGUGGACACAAAAACGAGGCGGAGGGAAGUGUCGUGAGAAUGGUGGCAGUAGUUCACCAGAGGAACUCGGUUUUGAUAACGUCGGUGGUGUAUUUUUUGUCCUCGUUGUCGGAGUGGCUUUAUCAUUCGUGUACACAAUUAUCGAAUUACUUUGGGAAAUUGCUGGGAUAUCUAUUCGAGAAAAUGUAUCUUUCAAACAGGAAUUGCUAAACGAAUUGAAAUUCAUUGCAAAAGGCAGUAGUUCUAAACCGACGCGAAGAGGAAAUGGAGCAUCUAGUAAAAGUGAAAAUAACAGCACAAGAGGAUGUACACCACCGUACGGUUUUAUACCGACAGUAAUAACAACAUCACCAACUGAUGACAAAUAAUGACGGGACAAAUUUAGACAAAUGCAAAGCUAUCGUUUGCACGAAUUUAUUACUUUGUUGUCUAUAUCACAACGUUCGAGUAAAACUACAAAAGUCACAUCGUAAAUAUUUUAGGGCACUUGCAUUGAACAAAAAAUUUUAAGAAAUAUGUAAUAUCUAUAUACAACAUACAUAGCUUUUACGAAUAAUAAUUGAUUUUAAGUAACCUCUCGCUUCCUGCAUCUAUUAAUCAUUUGAUAAGAUGACAGGAAAAACGAGAGAAAUAAUAGCAAAAAAUUUUUAACACUAAUAAUAUCUUAACGAUCCUCAGUAUUAUUGAGCCUAUUUUUUAAGUGCACUUUCUUUCGAACUCUGUGUGUUUGCAUUUAAAAUAAAAUAAAUGGAGUUUUGAUUGAGAAAGAAAAAAGAAAAAUUUUAAGAAAAGCGAAGUACGUAAUUUUAAGAUUACUAUUAUAUCAAAUAUUAUUGCAAUUUUUAUAUGUCACAUAUAGCAUCGAACGCACCAAAUAAAUUAAUAAAAAUUUCCGAA
This is a messenger RNA of Camponotus floridanus (Florida carpenter ant), 3502 nucleotides long. Its product is annotated as glutamate receptor ionotropic, kainate 2. Gene Ontology annotation, molecular function: transmitter-gated monoatomic ion channel activity involved in regulation of postsynaptic membrane potential; glutamate-gated receptor activity. Gene Ontology annotation, cellular component: postsynaptic membrane; plasma membrane. The transcript is spliced from 16 exons. The coding region runs from base 223 to 2973 and encodes 916 amino acids. Lineage: Eukaryota; Metazoa; Arthropoda; Insecta; Hymenoptera; Formicidae. The record is from RefSeq and is a predicted model, not a curated record. Gene Ontology annotation, biological process: monoatomic ion transport; modulation of chemical synaptic transmission; synaptic transmission, glutamatergic.